AAGUGACGUAACAAGACACGCGUGGCGCGGGCCGCCGUUUCCGCAAACAGAAUUGCGUUUGGCUGUGCUGUUUUGGUUCAUGAAGUUUCACCAUCAUUUCAAGUAAUCAUAAAUGGCAAAUUCUACAAAAGCAGAGGAAUAUGAAAAGAUGUCUCUCGAACAGGCUAAAGCAUCAGCAAAUUCUGAAACAGAGUCUUCGUUCCGUAUUAAUGAAAACACAACAGCUUCUGGAACUGGGCUUUCUGAAAAGACUCCUGUCUGUGGGCAAGUAGACACAGCAAGAAAGAGAAAAGUGUUUGAAGAUGAUUUUAUAAAGGAAAGUUCUAGUUGUGGGGAAGACACUCCAUCCAAGAGGAGAAAACUUGAUUCCGAAAUUGUCCCAGAGAAAAAAGAUUCUGGUGACGAUGAAGACAAUUCAGAGAAAAGAAAAAGAGAAACUGAGGAUGUUCCAAAAGAUGAAUCUUCUACUGGAGAUGGCACUCAAAAUAAGAGGAAAAUAGCACUUGAGGAUGUUCCUGAAAAGCAGAAAAAUCUAGAAGAAGGACACAGCUCAGCCGUGGCUGCCCAUUACAAUGAACUUCAGGAAGUUGGUUUGGAAAAGCGUAGUCAAAGUCGUAUUUUUUACCUAAGAAACUUUAAUAAUUGGAUGAAAAGUGUUCUCAUUGGAGAAUUUUUGGAAAAGGUACGACAGAAGAAAAAACAUGAUAUCACUGUUUUGGACCUGGGAUGUGGUAAAGGUGGAGAUUUGCUCAAAUGGAAAAAAGGAAGAAUUAACAAGCUAGUUUGUACUGAUAUUGCUGAUGUUUCUAUCAAACAGUGUCAGCAGCGGUAUGAGGACAUGAAAAAUCGUCGUGAUAGUGAAUACAUUUUCAGUGCAGAAUUUAUAACUGCUGACUGCUCAAAGGAGCUUCUGAUUGACAAAUUUCGUGACCCACAAAUGUGUUUUGACAUCUGCAGUUGUCAGUUUGUCUGUCAUUACUCAUUUGAGUCCUAUGAGCAGGCUGACAUGAUGCUGAGAAAUGCGUGUGAGAGACUUAGCCCUGGGGGCUAUUUUAUUGGUACUACUCCCAAUAGCUUUGAAUUGAUAAGACGCCUUGAAGCUUCAGAAACAGAAUCAUUUGGAAAUGAAAUAUACACUGUGAAAUUUCAGAAGAAAGGAGAUUAUCCUUUAUUUGGCUGCAAAUAUGACUUCAACUUGGAAGGUGUUGUGGAUGUCCCUGAAUUCUUGGUCUAUUUUCCAUUACUAAAUGAAAUGGCAAAGAAAUACAGUAUGAAACUAGUCUACAAAAAAACAUUUCGGGAAUUUUACGAAGAAAAGAUUAAGAACAAUGAAAAUAAAAUGCUGUUAAAACGAAUGCAGGCCUUGGAGCCGUAUCCUGCAAAUGAGAAUUCUAAACUUGUCUCUGAGAAGGUGGAUGACUAUGAACACGCAGCAAAGUACAUGAAGAACAGUCAAGUAAGGUUACCUUUGGGAACCUUAAGUAAAUCAGAAUGGGAAGCUACAAGUAUUUACUUGGUGUUUGCCUUUGAGAAGCAGCAAUGAGCGUGUAUGUAGUAGUCCCAGAGGGGCUAUGUUCUGUCCUACACAAAUUUGAACAACCCAUCUCAAUAUAUUUGACAUUUCUCUGUUUGUUGAUUUUAAUUCUGAAUGUGCAGGAUGCUUCCAGAAACUGUAGAAAUUCAACAUUCGCUGUCUGUGACAGAUGAACUUUUGCAUGUGUAUAUAAGAAUGAGUUGGGACCUCUGUCGUUAAAAAUCUAUUUUUAAGUAACAUUCUAAGAAUUCCAUUUGCCUCUAUAAUCUUAGCUCAUAAAAAUUAUAAUAUGACUUGUUAAAGCAACUAAACUCUUUCCACAGUGCUCAGAUUUGUCCCGUGUGUGUUUACAGUAUUAAAUUUAUUGCAGUUGUAGAAUUGGUCAGAGAGCAUUUUCAUAGUGUGCUCAUUUCUGUUGUUUUAUUAUAUAGCAUUUUUCAAGAUUUAAUGGAUUGCAUUCUGUACAGUUUAAUGUAAGUGUUCAAUAUGUAUUGCUAAAGUUACAAGUUUAAAACUCAAUUUCAGAUGUUCAUAAAAGUUAGCAAAAAUUUUAGCAAUUUUUUGCAUUUGAAAUAAUUAUUAACAUACUGCAAUUCAGGAGCUGGUUAGAUCAUGGAUUGCAUUCUGUACAGUUGAAUGUAAGUGUUCAAUAUGUAUUGCUAAAGUUACAAGUUUAAAACUCAAUCUCAGAUGUUCAUAAAAGUUAGCAAAAAUUUUAGCAAUUUGUUACAUUUUGAAAUAAUCAUUAACAUACUGCAAUUCAGGAGCUGGUUAGAACAUUUUAAGUGGCAGCAUAGAAUUUUGGAAUUUUGGGGCUUUCUUUUGAGAAUUUGCUACCAUAGCAAUUAAUGUCUCCAGUUAUCAAGAUUGUGAUUAGACACAUUUACCUUUCUUCUUUGAACAAUGGUGCCAUAGUUAUUUUUCUCAAGAUUUUAGUGAAAAUCCCUCUCAUGUAAACAUGUUGCACAUUUUUCCAAAUUUAUACAUGGAACUGCUAUAGGAAUAUUCUCAUCAACUGAUGCUGUGUACCCACUUCAGCCCAGAAGUAAGCAAAACCUGUUCCUCUGUUACAGCGUCAGCACUUUGCACCAUAGGAACCAUUGUUAAAAUUGUCACUUGUGUAAUUGACUGCUUUUCCCAAAUUGGUCCCUAUGUGAACUGUUGUCCUUACUUUACACCACUGUUUGGAAAACUUGCCAGUUUUUAGAUGUAGAUGUAGUGAAAAACUUCAAGAAUGAAGCAGAGCAAUUCAGCAUUCUUUUUUAAAUUAUUAAGCCAUGGUUUACAAAACCAUUACUUUCUGUAGUAAUUCACAGUACUUGUUUUAAAAACAGUGUCUUCAUUAGUUUACAUCUAUUAACUGUUCAUGGUGUUAGAGUUGCAAACUUUUUAGCGAGAAAACAUGGGUUUCCUCAUUUCAGUUUCUUCUGCAGUCUGUCAAUCUCCAAACUGUUACCAGUUUACAAAAAUAAGUCUUUUUGCCUUAAGUCAUUUGGGAAAUACAUAAUACUGCAUCUGACCGGUGGCUGCCAUUAGCUAGGAAAGGUUUGUAAAUGAUGUCAGGGAGGUGGGGAAAAGGAAUCUUCCUGUUACAUAUUCAGGUUCAUUUUUACUCAAGGGUAGUGCCAGGAAGUAUGUUGAUAGUUUGGUAGGUACAAGAAAAGCAUCAUCAUUAUUUCCUCUGUUUACAUUUACUGGUCUUAAUUAGCAGGUAAUAAUAAUGCAUGUACUUUUAGCCUCUUUCAGCCUGUUGCACUCCCUGGGUGAUUUGGGGAAAGAAGAAUCCUCCAAAGGAUAGAGUAGCCAGCAGUAAUACAAAGCAGAGAGAACAGAAAGGUAGAGUUCCUAAAGCCUUCAGUGAACAGAAAGGAGCAGAAAGUGAGAUCAGAUCUGAGAAGGUGCUCUGGGUACUGAGGCCACUGUUGUUGGAAUGGGAGAGGCUCCUUGUAGCCACCCCUGCAGGCACUAUGUUCAGGUGUCCACCUUCCUCCUUGAGCUUUGCCUGUGUGUUGCCUUAUCAGUUCUUUCACUACCACCCUCCACCCCCACCCCCACCCCAGUGUCCCCUUGUAUAAUUAAGUUUCUGGACAUUGACUUAAUUAUUAGGAAAAGGACUAAAGGUAUCCCUUGGCUACCAUCUCUGAUCACCAUGGUGGAAAGGAGCUGGUAGGACUCUUCCUUGACACACCCUGCAGUCUAAGUGUUUGGUUUUCUAUGCAGGACUUACGGUAACAAUUAUGGGGGGUCGGGGGGUAUGGGUUUUCACUGUUGGGCCAGGAAGAGCAUCUGCUGCAGCAGGCUUGGUGAAAUGGGGCACUCCCAGACCUGCCAUGCAGUUUAUCCUCUGAUAAUAGAAUUAGAAAUGAAGGUCUAACCAGCUAUUGGUGGGAAUGACGGAAUUGGAGAUUGCAGUGAUUGAUCUGGGAACAUGGCUGGAUUGUGAUGUAACCAAGAAUGCUGAUGUUGAAUUAUUUGGGCCUAGAAUAUUCUUGAGAAAUUGAGAAAGCACUAAUUGGCUUGUGUUGAGGGAGAGGAGCUGGCAGUUUUUAACCACAUCUAAGGGAGCCGUGUUCUAACCUGUGGAAAGUAUUGCAGGCAUGUGAGAGUAACACCUCUGCAGAGUCACUGCACCAUCAAGCUUGGCCCUCAUGUUCCUUCAAUACCCAGCCAGGCGCUCUGGGUCCAGGGUGACUCUCCAAAGAAAUUGACCUUCAGCCAGAGAAAACAUUGGAUGGAGACUCUUGCUUAUGUUAAUGCAUUCUUGUAAUGACUUAAAGGAAGAUUGCCAGUACAGUGAGUUUUGCAGCCUGCUCCCCCACCCACACUUGGAAAUUGAGGGAGCAUGACUGCUGUCUGACUUCACAUGUUAAUAGAGGAUAAGUGCAGAGUUGGGAGUAUAUUGAUCAGCAUUAUAGAAAGGCAGACAAACCAUGUUCAGCCAUGAGAUGGCCGGGUUUCCAGUUCUGUUAACUCUCGGGAAUUUCUUCAGCCUUUUAGCUUAGUGCCAUUAUGUCAUUUUGAUUUGUAUUCAAGUACUCUUCAAGUAUCACUGUGGUGAAGGUUUGGCUACUUGUAUAGGUCUGACUGCAGGGCAGAGAUGCCAGUGUGAAUAUUCUAGCUACCAGACAUCGUUUUUGUUGAAAAACUGACUUUCUGUUGUCUACCUCAGGCCUUGUGCAUUUGGGUUAUCUCUAGCUAGUCACCACACGGGGUUUCUAGGUCUGCAAAAUAGAGACCAAAUCCAGGGACCAGGCCCCAAUAACGGAAGUUGUACCAAAAUGCCUGUGGUACUUGAUGGCCUGUUGGUCAAAUAGGAAGUAUAAGUGUGUGAUAUUAGAAUCUCCCUAGUUGCUGCUAUGUCAAACACUACCCACUUAAGUGUUUUAAUUCCCCACCUUCUGAGUGACAUUCCUAAUUCUUUAAAGGCAACCAGUGCAAAGCCUGCUACACUUAUGUAGUCACAUACAUACGGGACUGGAGCCCAGGGCACUGUCAGUAGUUCUCCCUCUUGUGCUUCCCAGUUUGCCCUCUGCCCCCAUGUAGGCCUAAAGCCACCCCACUGCUUAGUGCCUGCCCCUAACUACAAUAUUGAGGAAGUGCAGGACAUCCAAGGGUACUCUGCACAGUUUGGCUGUGGAGGCUUUUGAGCAAGCCCUAAAGUCUCCUGCUCCCUAGACUUCUGGGUUGUGCUUUCUUGGGACAGCAUACUUUGGACAAAGCUGAGCUGACAGCUAAUGUUUAUUAGCCUCCUACCUAAGUCACUUUGCUAAAUGCUUCACCUGCGGUAAUUUAUUUUGAUUGUUAUAACAUCUCUGUGAGCACCAUUAUCCCCAUUUUAAUGAUGAGAAAACUGAGUCAUAGAGGAUACAGACUUGCCCAAAUGAGAGCUAGAAUUUCCACACCCACUCCCCAAGUCAGGCCUGCCCUCCAAGUGCUUGUUAUAUAUCUCCAAGGGUGUUAGCCCAGAUGACUCCUCACCCAUCCACCACCUGCAGUUUGAAAUGUUAACUAUUAGAGCCCCAUCCUUUUUGUUACUUAGAUGUUCCCUGGGAGGAGUGUUUAUUUCUGAGUAAGGGGCUUUGUUGAGAGAGGGGUAGAGAGAGCAGGAGAGCACUGGAGUGCACUGGCAGGAAGCAAAGAGAAGACCUGAAUUUCAGUUUGGUAGACUUCUUUUAGCAGCCUGACCUGUAGCAAUUCUAGUUUAGUCUGCAUGAUAGGGAGAAGGGUUCUCUUCCCGCCCUCACCAUUUGCAAGUGGCGGGAGCUGAGAAUGCGAGUUUAAGAGUGUAGCCAAGGUGAGAGGCUGCGAGAGAAGACUUUUUUUUUCAGUUUUCAGUCGGGUAUCCAGACAGAGGCAAAUAAUUUUGUUAACUUUUUAUUAAAGUAUAACUGUAGAAACACAUCAGUGAUUUUUCACAAAUGGAACACGUGCAUACAAUCAGCACCCCAGAAGUCCCCCAUCAGAUUCCCUUCCAGUUAACUACCUCUCCAAGGGAAACCACUAUCCUGAGUUCUAAGAGCAUAGAUUAGUUCUGUCCGGUUUGGGGUGAUACAUGAAUGGAAUUAAGCAUUAUGCAUUCUUUCUAUCUGGUUUCUUUCCCCCAGUAUUAUGUCUGCGAGAUUUUUGUUGCAUGUAUUUGUACAUGGUUUUUCAUUCUCAUGGUUGUAUAAUAUUCCAUUAUGUGAAUAAAACAUAUACUAUUUAUCUGA
This is a messenger RNA of Saimiri boliviensis boliviensis (Bolivian squirrel monkey), 6243 nucleotides long. It is a transcript of the gene RNMT, whose product is annotated as RNA guanine-7 methyltransferase. Gene Ontology annotation, biological process: 7-methylguanosine mRNA capping. The record is from RefSeq and is a predicted model, not a curated record. Gene Ontology annotation, molecular function: mRNA 5'-cap (guanine-N7-)-methyltransferase activity. Lineage: Eukaryota; Metazoa; Chordata; Mammalia; Primates; Cebidae. Gene Ontology annotation, cellular component: nucleus.